This is a messenger RNA of Morus notabilis, 3783 nucleotides long. RefSeq lists its product as uncharacterized. Gene Ontology annotation, molecular function: protein binding. The coding region runs from base 368 to 3160 and encodes 930 amino acids. The transcript has 9 exons. The record is from RefSeq and is a predicted model, not a curated record. Lineage: Eukaryota; Viridiplantae; Streptophyta; Magnoliopsida; Rosales; Moraceae.
GCCACACGCAAGCCCCAAUUCGGGCAACGGGCAGCACCAAACAAACGCCUCCCUCUAUUUCUCUCUCUACUGAUGCCGAAGAAAUGAAAGUUUGAAGAGAGAGAGAGAAUUGAAACCCAAAUUGAUCUUUCAAUAUUUUCCCGCACCUCAGGCUCGGGUGUGUCUCUCUCUCUCUCUGUCCGAGCCUGAGGCUCGGAGUCCACGAAUCUCCACCAAAACAAGGCUUUCGAGAAAAGCCAAGCCAAAGGGGAAAGGCCAAACCCGAAGAAAAAUAAUGGAACCAAAGGAAGAGAGAGAGAGCGAGGUUUUCUAGAGAGAGAAAGUAGACUGAGAGAGAGAGAGAGAGAGAGAGGUUUUCGAGAGAGAGAUGGGUCAGAUCGUGAGGAGGAAGAAGAAGGGGAGGCCGUCGAAGGCAGAUCUGGCAAGACGGUCGGCGGCCGGCGAGUCUCCGGCGACGGCGGAACCGGAGAUCAGGCGGAGCCACCGGCGACGGAAUGUGAAGUACAACAUCGACUAUGACGACUACUUGGACGAGGACGACGAGGACGAGGAGGAGGACGAGCGGAGGAGGGAGAAGAAGCUCAAGCUCGUGGUCAAGCUCAGCCACGAGGAAUCGGCGGGGAGGAAUCCGACCGGUUCGCGUGGGGGACACGCGCCGGCGAGCGGCUCCGAGGACGAGGACGAAGACGAGGACGGCGCCAGCGAGAGGAAUCGCAAGAAGAGGCGGAUUAACGGCGGCGGCGACGAUGAGGAGGAGGAACAAGACGACGUCGUUUGUCGCGGCGAAGACGACGAUGAGGAGGAGGAAAGGAGCCGAAAAGUGGACUCAAAGAGGCUCGACUCAGUUCCAGGGACGCCAACGGAGCCUCAGGCUGGAAUCCCAUUGCCUGAAAAGAAGACGUUGGAGUUGAUUCUUGACAAGCUUCAAAAGAAAGACACUUAUGGUGUAUAUGCAGAACCAGUUGAUCCUGAGGAGCUGCCUGACUAUCAUGAUGUGAUUGAGCAUCCUAUGGAUUUCACUACUUUGAGGAGGAAGUUAGCAAAUGGAUCAUAUCCUACAUUGGAACAAUUUGAGAGUGAUGUUUUCUUGAUAUGCUCAAAUGCAAUGCAAUACAAUUCUCCGGAAACCAUAUACCAUAAACAGGCACGUGCUAUCCAAGAGCAAGCAAAGAAGAAAUUUGAGAAGUUGAGGAUUCGCUAUGAAAGCUCUGAGAAAGAGCUUAAAUUAGCGCAGAAAAUAAAAUCAAACUCUACAGUCAAGAAGCAGAUAAAAAAGCCUUUGUACCGAACAUCACAGGAAACUGUGGGCUCUGAUUUCUCCUCAGGUGCCACUCUUGCCACAGCUGGAGAUGUACUAAAUAGUUUGAAUCCAACACAAGGUGGUGGCUCCGAGAGACCUGGAAAUAAUGAUGGCCCUAUUGAGGGUAAUUCAUCCUUGAAUGAUGCUAAUCUAGAAAAGGCAGAAGAAAAUUUAUCAGCAAAGGGCCUUCAUUCAAAAUUAGGAAGGAAACCAACUACUCUUGAAGACCGACGUUCUACCUUCAACAUUUCCAAUCAACCAGUUGUAAGAUCAGAAUCAGUAUUUACGGCAUUCGAGUCUGAAAUCAAGCAGCUGGUUGCGGUUGGGCUUCAUGCAGAAUAUGCAUAUGCUAGAAGCCUGGCUCGUUUUGCUGCAACUCUCGGACCUAUAGCUUGGAAAGUUGCCUCGCAGAGAAUUGAACAGGCACUUCCUGCCGGGUGUAAAUUCGGUCGAGGUUGGGUUGGAGAAUACGAACCACUUCCAACUCCAGUAUUAUCGCUUGAAAAUCAUAGCCAAAAACAAUGUGGUUUGGUUGCGAAGCAUAAUCCUACAGGAGAAAUGAGGAAGGAUGACAGAGCUUUUAAGACUCCAGUUCCUAUCAAGGAACCAACUGUUGGUGGGCCUCUUUCGGAAGGAAGACAAUCUUUGUUUCCUCCUUCUAGGGGGCCUCAAGCAGAAGUCAAACCAUCUGCAUUUAGCUCUACUGGUCCUCAAUCCGAAACCAAAACAUCUGGAUUUAGCUCUACUGGGCCUCAAUUAGAAACCAAACCGUCUGCAUCUGGAUUUAGCUCUACUGGGCCUCAAUUAGAAACCAAACCAUCUGCAUUUAUCUCUGCUGGAAUGAAAUCCACCGUCACUGUCAAUGCCAUUCAUCGGCAAUCAAAUGUGCAAUCAAGGAACUUCUCUAAGCCCGAGAUUUAUGUACCAAAACAAGUUGAGCUCAACUCUUUACCCACGGCUGGUCCAAAAAAUGCUGACCAUAUUGCUAAAAAGAAAAUCUUAAGAAAUUCAGAAGCAGCGGCAUCUAAGUUGAGAGAUACAACACCAAGACAUAUGAAUCUUCCACAAACUGUACCUUUCAAGUUGCCAGAUAGUAAUGGAGUUGUUUCUGGAAAUGGAGGGCUGCCGAAUGGGAAAGACACUAGGAAUUCCUUGGACCGUCGAAUGAGUAGUCCAUCUGAGGGAAAUCACAUGGCCAAAGGAGGACUCCAUUUUCCGCAUGGACAGGAGCAGGGUGUAAGUGACCCAGUACAGUUGAUGAAAAUAAUGGCCGAGAAGACACAGAAGCAACAAAAAUCUUCAGAUCAAUCGACCGUUGAUACUCAACAAGCCAUGCCAUCCAUGCCGUCAGUAAAGAGAGAUGACUUGAACAAUGCUGCAGCUGCUGCUGCCCGUGCAUGGAUGUCCAUCGGGGCUGGAGCAUUUAAACAACCAAGUGAGAAUCCAACUACACCUAAAAGUCAGAUAUCUGCGGAUUCACUCUACAACCCAGCUAGGGAAUCUCAAUCACAAAUUGCACGAAUUCGUGGUGAAUUUCCUGUGUCAGCUGCAAUGCAAUAUCACCCUGAGAAGAACAAUUUCCCAGUUCCAGCAUUCUUCCCCCAACUUGCACGUUUUGGGAAUGAAGCGCACUUCCAAAACCGACCUAUAAUGUUCCCUCAACUAGCUACAGCUGACUUGUCGAGGUUCCAGAUGCAGUCCCCUUGGCGUGCUCUGAGCCCUCAUUCCCAGCCAAGGCAGAAACAGGACACCCUUCCUCCGGACUUGAAUAUUGGCUUCCAGUCUCCAGGGUCUCCAGUGAAACAGUCGUCUGGUGUUAUGGUCGAGUCUCAGCAGCCAGACCUUGCUUUACAACUCUGAACACAGGUGGGUACUCUGAGAAGUGGGGAUAACUUUGAUACAGAUUGAGGUACUUGUUGAUCCCAACACAGGACGUGGAAUGUUUGGUUGUCGGUGCGUAAGUAGCAUCGAGUGUGACAAAUUCUCCGAGUUGAUACAACAGAGAGAUGUGCAUUCAAUAAAACGUUUUUGGAAGACUGCCGCUAAUCUUGUUGUCGUUCUCGGGGGAGGUCACACAAGGUCCUGGUCAUUGACGGCGAUUUUUCAGUGGGGGAAGAGGAAUAAUUCUUUUCAGUCAGAUGAGUUUGCUUGACAUUGGAUGAUUGACCAUUGAUUUGCCCGACAAUAUAGUUCCAAGGGAAAUUCGUGAAUACAUCUAUUAUGGUUGAGUCGACGAUUACCGACUUUCAGCUGCACAUAUCAAUGUCAAGAAGGGGUCGUAUGAAGUUUAGAAGGAUUAUUGAUUCUAUAAUGAGAAUACACAAAUUGUUUUGAAGCUCCUAAUCCGGUAAUUUAUGCAUAAAAUCUAGUCGAGGCCUAUGUACAUUGUGACGGGUGGUUGAGGAUUAGUUGCAUAGAUGUUAGUCACCUUUGGUUUUGAUAUGCCUUCAUGAAAAUUGCAUUGAUAAUUCCACUUUAUACUU